GGUGAGGCCUCCAUCACCGUCUUCAACGGCGAUCUGAUCCGUGCCUCCACUUCACUUAUUCGAUCGGAAGGUAUAUAGUCUGAUGAAAAGCGGUGAGAAAUUCGCGGAGAGAUCAAUUUUCACUGCUUUACAGGGGAAAUCGUGUCCGAUAUGCCUGGAAAACCUAACUGACCGAAGAGCCACCGCCGUGAUCACGGCGUGCAAACACGGAUACUGCCUUGUUUGUAUUCGUAAGUGGAGCGGGUUCAAGAGGAACUGCCCUCUCUGUAACACUCGUUUUGAUUCGUGGUUUAUCGUCAGUGAUCUUGCUUCUAGAAAAUACCAUAAGGAGCAUUUACCGAUUCUUCAUGAUCGUGAGACUUUAACUUAUCAUCUGAAUGAUCAAUCUGGUCGCCGGAGGAUAAUUCCAAGGUCGAGGCAUGUUUUGGAAAAAUCUAGGUCGAGAUCAAGGCCAUUGCCAUGGAGGAGAUCAUUCGGACGGCCAGGUUCAGCUCCUGAUUCUGUUAUCUUCCAUCGAAAGCUUCAGUGGCGAGCUAGUAUAUACAAUAAGCAAUUACGAGCUGUUCGAUUACAUUUGAGGCGAAACCUGGAACUAGUGAAUGAUCACGCCAAAGAUAAAAUAAUUGAAAGAAUUGAGACAUGGAUCAGAAGAGAGCUUCAGGCAGUCCUCGGAGAUCCUGAUCCAUCAAUCAUUGUUCAUCUUGCGUCAGCUCUUUUCAUCAAAAGGCUUGAGAGAGAGGAUAAUCGACAAUCUCGGCAGACUGGGAUGUUGGUGGAAGACGAACUCUCUUCGCUUCGAAAGUUUUUGUUUGACAAGGAGGAUAUAUUUUGGCAUGAACUAAGAUGUUUUGCGGAGAGUAGUCUCACUAUGGAUGCGUAUGAUGCAGUGGUUGAAUACAAUGAGGUGGAGUAAUAAUAGCAGUAAAAAGACAGAUAACUAAGCACUAAGCUCUCACCAAACGAAGUAAAUGGACAGACUUACAACGCGACUGUUGGUGUAUUGGAAGUUCAAUAUUGGAAAGAGUGGACCAGGUAAGAAGACAAAAUCAAGAGUAAAAGAGUAGGUAGGAGGAAGAUGUUAUGAUGAUGCAAGUUUAGGUGCGGGGUUACUUUUGAGAUAGCUAUAGGUGGAUUCCCAAAUAGCUGACACUUAGUCUCUCUACUUCCACAAUGUACGUCUCUUCUAUGCCAAAAUUCUCACCUCCAAAGUUCUUUCCAACGCUUUUCCUCACAUCAUCAAUUUUUUCUUAGGUUUCGAGGACCACCUAUUUCAACAUAACAUUAAAAUAUUGUGUAUCAUGUGACUAUUUAAUUUUUUAUUUAUUAAAACUAUACACAUAAUUUUACAUAAACA
Molecule: messenger RNA, 1354 nt
Organism: Camelina sativa (false flax)
Lineage: Eukaryota; Viridiplantae; Streptophyta; Magnoliopsida; Brassicales; Brassicaceae
Biological process (GO): protein monoubiquitination; protein polyubiquitination
Molecular function (GO): ubiquitin protein ligase activity
Source: RefSeq, a predicted model, not a curated record